AUGAGAUUUGUUACUGCGCUAUUUGCAGUGUAUUUUCUGACGCAAUGCAGCUGUAGGAGUUUUCUUAGGGACCCCAAACUCGAAGAUAAUGAAACGAAUCCUGUAGACUCAGCUCAACCAUUCACACUCAACAUCUCGAAGCCAGAUUCGACUAAUGUCGUGGUACUUGAGAAGGUAAAUGAGGACAUUACAUACCAACUCAUUUACCCAAGGACUGGUUUGGCCAUAACUGCUAUUGCAGAUGGCUAUAAAAAUUUGUGGACAUCUUCCUUUACCACGAAAUGUAUGAGUGUUCACGUAUACAAAACUGGAUACCUCACACUUCUUCAGGUCUAUACACUUGCAAACACUAAGCCUGAAUUCAAAUACUUUGAAAAAAUCGGAUCCAGAUGGGUAGCAAUUUCUGAGGAAUUCUUCGACAAGAGAUGGCUAUCCGUUGCUAGACAGGACUUUAACAGAAUCAUCAAGAAGAGCUUGACAAGCGAUUACUUUGUUCUUGACCUUUCUAACCCAGAUAAGAGUAGAGUGUUCACCACAGAGGCUCUAUAUAACGGACUAACAUACAAGGCGUUUUUCGCAAAUAUUGAUGAGACCAUUGCAAAGAUUGUUUUUGGUGAAGAUACUAUAUGGGAAGUUGGCUCUGGAAAGAAGGCUACCUCUGUACAUCUGUUCUCCAAGGGUGGUGAGGUUCGUUUGGUCGAGGUUGUAGUAGGCCCCAAGACCAACCAUACCUUCUUAUUCUUUGAGCAUAGCGGUGAAUGUUGGGUACCAAUUGAUGAAGCCACCUUUAACAGCAAGUAUAAUGAUCUCCUCAACGAUUCCUCAGAGUGGUUGAAAGAGAAUGUUUUCAAGGGUGUUUUCGGAAAGUUUACUCCUCUUCCAGGAAUUACCAUUGAUAUCGCCGCAGGAAGUAAUGAAAAUAUCGAUGUAGAAGAGAAUACUUUGAUGGGAGUUACUUACAAGUCGUACUCACCAAAGGUUGAUAGUUGCAAUUUCAGGAAGAUUGUGGACUCCGAAACUAACAUCUUGACAAUUCCAUCGAGUUACAAGUGUCUAUUUGUAGAAUCCUACACCAUUGGAAAGACCGUACUUUUGACCGUGACCCUAAAAGAUGGUGCAGUUUAUGAAUACGAAUACUUUGAGAAGAAUGGUGGUGCCUGGAGUGGUAUAACUCAAGACGAAUUCUCUGAGAAGUUCGCCAAAUAUGUUAAAUACAGCAGCUCAACCAAUACAGAUAUUGUCGUUAAUGUAGUCAUGCCAUCAAACGGUACCUACCAUGCCAGGGAAUAUAAAGAAAAGAACUACGAUGUUAGGUUUAUCUCCCCUGCCCAGGGAUUCGCUAUAGUGGCUCUUUACUAUGGAAGGAAAUUGAUUUGGGAAAGGGUAGAUCACGAGUAUUGCAGCUGCGCAACAUUUUUCAGAACUCUUGAACAUCACAUCUCUAACUUGAUAGUUGGUGGUAAGGAUCUCUAUUUUAAAGAAAUUGACGGUACCUGGUAUGGUAUACCUCAAGAUGAAUUCUUCGAUUUCUUCAAUGGAAUGAGCAAUCCUGAGCAAGAACCUGUUACACUUGAUAUUGCAAAUGUUGAUCUUGACAUUAUCAAGGUUUUCAAGUACAAUUUGAACACUGUUCCCAUGAUCAAAUACACCCCUAUUGAUGUAACCAUAAACAAGGUAACUGAGGGUGAUGCUACAAUCUGGUCUGGAUCUGAGAAUUGUACAGCCGUUUGGACUUGUUCUGCCAACGGAGAUUCUGCUUUCAAGUUACAAAUUAUAGACGCUGAUGGUAGGGAUAACUUCAUCUAUUUCGAAAAGGUGAAUAGUAUCUGGAAGCCAACAGACUUUAGCACCUUCUUCAAAAGGGUUGGUGAACUCACAGAAGGUGCUUCCAAGGUCAUCAAGGUCGAUGUUCUUUCCUCACAAAAGGGUUCAUUCACCAACACUGUCUACAAUGACUACGGCGUUGAGACCAGAUUGGUUUCACCUCUUGGUGGCUCCAAGAUUGCCGCCUUGUAUCACGGUGAGGAACGUGUUUGGGAAGGAAAGAGUGGUGAAUACUGCACUAGUGCCACCUUCUUCAAGAGAGGUAGCUUGUACGUUUGCUCAGUUGAAGCCGCUGGUAAGGAACUAUUCUUUGAGCAUUUUGACGGACAUUGGGUCCAUAUAGACGCUGAUACCUUCCAGGAUCGCUAUGGCAAGAUUUUCAUCUCAGGAAAGCUUUCAGAUAAAUCCUCCGUCAUCAAGGUUGAUGCCUCGGCUCCUCAGGAUGGUUCCUUCAAUAACGUCGUCUACAACGACUAUGGUGUUGAGACCAGAUUGGUUUCACCUUUCGCCGGAUUCAAGAUUUCUGCCCUGUACUAUGGCAACAGUUUGGUCUGGGAAGGUGCCAAGGACCAGUACUGCACUAUUGCCACCUUCUUCAAGAAGUAUGACAUGCACAUCUGCUCUAUCAUUAUAAAUGGCCAAAGAGAGGAGUUCUUUGAGAAUAUUGGUGGUAUGUGGGUUGAUGUUGAUGAGAAGGUAUUCUCUGAUGCUUACUUGAAGAUCCUCAGUGGCAAAGAGGCUGAAGAGCGCAAGGAGAUUGACAUUUACACUCUUGACAUUGCAUCCCUUCCAGAGGAGACUGAGAUCGUCAAGCCUCGUGAGAACAGCCCAUACACUUUCUCAAUUGUUGCUCAUGGUACCCCAAUCACCAAGGUUGUCGACGGAGAUUCUACCAUAUGGACCGGUUCCGAUGAGGAAUUCUGCAUCUCAUCUUCCUUCUUGUCUGACGGAAGGAAGAACUUGUUGGCCCAGAUAGCUGUAGAGGGACACAACGAGGAGACUGAGCUUCUCUACUUUCAGAAGAGAACAUUUGGAUGGUAUCAAAUUACCGAAGAGUUGUACGACUUUUUGAUCAAGAGACUCAACGUCGUUAACGAAGAUGGCUUCUUGACCACCUCCUAUGUUGUCCCACUCUUGUUUGCCGUUAUUUCUGGUAUCACAAUGCUUUAA
This is a messenger RNA of Theileria equi strain WA, 2994 nucleotides long. RefSeq lists its product as hypothetical. NCBI's taxonomy places the organism in Eukaryota, Apicomplexa, Aconoidasida, Piroplasmida, Theileriidae. The transcript has a single exon. Bases 1 to 2994 code for a protein of 997 amino acids. The record is from RefSeq and is a predicted model, not a curated record.